UGUCCGCACCGGCGGGCCCCGCGUCUCCCACCGCCGAGGACUCCGCCCGGCUCGGAGCCCGACCCCGAGGCAAAACCAGAACCUAUGGCUCUCUUUGCAGCCCUUCAGACAACAUUCCUCUUGGUAUUGCUGCCCUUGGGAACUUACCAGAGAAAAGUUUUGUCUGAACCUCGACCAUUGACUCCUGAAUCGCUUGAAGUUUCCAUCAAUUCCACAUGCCAAUGCUUACAUUUACAAUGGAGCAUCCACAGCCUUCCUCACCAUCAGGAACUACAAAUGAUUUUUCAGAUACAGAUCAGUAGAAUUACAACAUCCAGUGUCGUCUGGGUGGGGAACUACAGUACCACCGUGAAGGAGAACCAGAUUCUGCAGUGGAGUUGGGAAUCUGAGCUCCCUUUGGAAUGUGCGACACACUUCGUAAGAAUAAGGAGUGUGAUGGACGAUGCCAGGUUCCCCAAGCCGAGGUCCUGGAGCAAGUGGAGUUCAUGGGAGGAAGUAGACGCACAGGAUUCUCUUGGACAUAAUGCCCUCUUCGUUUUCCCCAAAGACAAGCUGGUGGAAGAAGGCUCCAGUGUCACCUUUUGUUACGUCUCUAGGAGCAAUCUGAAUAACGUAUCCUGUUAUUUGGAUGGUGAACAGAUCCAUGGAGAACAGCUUACUCCAAAUGUAUCCACAUUCCACUUGAGUCAUGUUCGUUACAAGAGGACAACGGGGACAAACAUCUACUGUGAAAUGAAGCAGGGAAGGAAGCUGGCAGGCACCGUUCUUUAUGUAUCGAAAGUACUUGAGGAGCCCAAGAACUUUUCUUGUGAAACCCAAGACUUGAAGACUUUGAAGUGUACUUGGGAUCCUGGGAGUGACACUGCUUUGACCAUACAACCUUCCUCAAACUAUACUUUAUUUGAAUCAUUUUCCCAGAAAAAGAAAGUUUGUGAAGACAGAAACUGGUGCUCUUGGCAAGUAACUCAAGACUCCCAAGAAAUGUAUAACUUCACACUCAUGACUGAAAACUACUUAAGGAAAAGAAGCGUCAAUCUUGUUUUUAAACUGACUCAUCGAGUUCGUCCAAUGACUCCCCUUAAUUUCAUCCUUGAAAAUAUAAAUUCCAGAAAUGCAACCGUGACAUGGAAGGUGCGCCCCAUUGGGAAUUCCACAUUUCAGUGUCAGGUUGAACUCCAUCAUGAUGGACAAGUAAUACAACAGAACAAUGUUUUCAUCAAGGUGAAUGGUAAAUACCUUCUAAGUGAAAUGGAGCCUGACACACAUUAUUUGGCCCGAGUACGCUGUGCUUAUGGCAACCACUUCUGGAAAUGGAGUGAAUGGAUUGAUCAAAAGUUCACCACACUUGAAGCUGCUCCCUCGGUGGCUCCUGAUGUCUGGAGAAAUGUGAGGUCAUUGCCAGGAGGCUAUGAUGUGACAUUAUUCUGGAAGCCAUUAUCAAAAUCUCAUGCAAAUGGAGAGAUUCUCUUCUAUAAUAUAGCUGUGGAAAGUCUAGACAAAUCAUCCAAAUUCAAUCUCUCCAUUCCUGCACCGCACAAUGACACAAAACUAACCCUCAAUAAGUAUUCUUACCAAAUCCACGUCACAGCCAACAACAGUAUGGGUACUUCUCCUGCCUCAGUAAUUGUCAUCCCUGGAGAGCCGGGACACAAAGAGAUUGAAGAAGAAAGGGUUAAAGGCACAGAGAAUAGAUUCUCUCUGUCUUGGGAGCCUCAAUCCAGAGAUGCCAUAGGCUAUGUUGUGGAGUGGUGUGACCAUCCCCAGGAUCCGCUUUGUGGUCUCCAGUGGCAAAAACUAGGCCCCAAUACCACAAGUACAGUCAUCAGCUCAGAUGCUUUUGAACAAGGGGUCAGAUACAAUUUCAGGAUUUAUGAAAUAUCUCCGGGAUGGAUUGCUUCUUUAUUAGAGAAAAAAACAGGAUACUCCCAGGAACUGCCUCCCUCGGACAACCCUCAAGUGACCACAAGUAGCUUGACAUCCCACUCCUUCACUCUGAAUUGGAAGGAUUAUUCCACUGAAUCCCAGCCCGGCUUCAUCAGAGGGUACAACGUCUAUCUGAAAUCCAAGAUGGAGCAGUGCACCUCAGGAUUUGAAAGGAUAACUCCCUCAGAUGAUUCGGCAGGUUGCAGACACAAAAUUGACAACCCAGAACAAAAGACAUUUCAUGUGGAAAACCUAGAGCCAGCAUCCUCCUAUGAGUUUUUCGUCACUGCAUACACAAGCGCUGGUGAUGGCCCCAACGGUACUUUCACAAAGGUCACAACUCCAGAUGAAUACACCCGUAUGCUGACCCACAUCGUAGUCCCCGUGAUUCUCUGCAUUCUGCUCAUCACGGUCCUCUUCUACUUCCAAAUUCAGUGGAUGAAGGAAAAGUGUUAUCCUGACAUUCCAGACCCUUAUAAGAGCAGCGUCCUGUCACUAAUCAAAUCCAAGGAGAACACUCACCUAACAAUAAUGAACCUCAAAGACUGCAUUCCAGAUGCUAUUGAGGUUGUUAACAAGCCGGAAGGGAGUAGGACACAGCCCCUAGGCACUGGGAAGCCACUCACAGAAACGGAACUGACCAAGCCUGCCACCUACCUUUACCUCCUUCCAACACAAGAGAAUCCCUCAGGCUCAGGACCUUGCAUCUGUUUUGAGAACUUUACCUACAACCAGGCAGCUUCUGACCUUGGUUCUUCAGGCCAUGUCCCAGUGCCACCUAGCACCCCACCAAGUCAGCUGGGACUAUUGUACUCACCUGAAAAUUUACUAAAAGCACUAGAGAAAUACUACACGAACUCCCUGGGAGAAAUCCCAGCCGGAGAAACUCAUUUGAAUUAUGUGUCCCAGUUGGCAUCACCAAUGCCUGGAGAUAAGGACAGUCUCCCAACUGAUCCACCAGUGCAAGCACAGUGUUCCGAGUAUAAAAUGCAAAUGGCAGUACCCCUGGGUCCGGCCUCAUCUCCCCCCAGUGAAGACACCAGCCUCUCCUCAACUGCCAUUUUAGAUCAAGGUGAACACUACUGCUAACGAGCAUAUCGAUUUCACCCAUUUAUAUUACACAGGCACUAGGAGAGUUUGCCUGGCACCAUUCCAUCACCAGGUGCCUCAGUCCUUAAUCCCAGUGAGCUGUCGCCAUCUGCAGGUCUGAUUUCUACAAGACCGCUAAUAUCUCGCUGGGUUUCAAAGGCCAUAACGCUCAGUAUUCCACCUCAGAGCAGGCUUGCACUGCAAAUGGCAGGAUCAUGCGAAGAUGCUUACUUUGCUGCUGUUUGUUUCAGACUCGUCUUGUGUAACAGUAGACUUCGCACUUGACAUAGUGAUAGGCAUUAACCACUCCACAGACUCCCCUCCCUCCCCACAGAACUGUACAGGGUAGUUGUGCUCCUAGAAGUUCAGGUCUUAGUGGGAAAAUAUUUCCAUUAAAUUCUGUUGUUGUUGUUAGCUACCAUUGAGUUACCAUGUGACCCCAAGCACAACAGGAUCAUAUGGCUGUGAUCCAUAGUGUUCUCGUUGGCUGAUUUUUCAGACACAGAUCACCAGGCCUUUCUUCCUGCCCUGUCUAAGUCUGGAAGCUCUGCUGAAACCUGUUCAGCAUCAUAGCAACAAGCAAGCCUCCACUGGCAGAUGGCAGGUGGCUGUGCGUGAGAUGCCUUGACUGGAAACUGAACCCGGCUCUCCCAGAUGGAAGGCAAACCAUCCCUGCUCCUCAUUAAAUCCUACUCCUUUGUUUAAUAUUUUAAGAGUAAAGAACUAGAUUCAAGGUUUUAAUAAAGGCCACAGAAGAUAUAUUACUAGAGCAUAGAUUGUCAAUGUAAAUUUAUUCUGAGUGUGUUUAAUGAAAAAGUCAUAGAUGUUUGUGACUGAAGCAGAUUUUAAGACUUCCCUUGAAGUGAUAAGAGUUUGUAGCACAUGGAUGCAGUAAAAUUAACUCUUUUGGAGGUGGGCGCAUAGACCUCCUCUACUAGGUAAGAUGUGUGAAUGAAUGGGUAAGAUUUACCCAAUUCUGACCACACUUAAAGAACUGGUUUGGCAAGGAACUCCUGACUUGGCGUCAAGAUGAUUCCUGCUGAGUAGAUGCCAGUCUUCUACUCUCAUUUUUGAUGACUACCUCAGAAUUAAAAAGUAAAACACAUCAUCUAGUAAUUCCAUUCACAUUUUGUGGUUCUUCGUUUUUUCCAGAAUUAUAUAUAAAUGAGCUGUUUUUACUUAGCAUCCUUUGGGCUCUGCAAUAGGUUGUCUGGGUCAAGAUAUAAUACCCUUCUUGUCUCAUUUAUAUACCUAUUAUGAUAAAAUAAUGAAACCUCUUUGUUAGACAUCAUUUAGAUAUAACUGUAAAAAGAUAGUUAUAUGGAGUAGGAAAGUCUAUGUAGCCUCAGGAGCAGCUUUGUCAUCUCUAAACCAAUAUAUGCAAAGCACCUGGUAUGUAACAGUUGUUUGAUCCAUGUUAGUUUCCUUCUCUUCCCUCCACCUGGCAAACCCUAAUGUUUAUCACAAUUCUCAACAAGCAUGAAUAGGGUUUGCUGACUGCUUUCAGUGUGGUGGGAUUGACUCUGCCUAUGCUUAUGCCUCUUGGUACCAAAUGCCUCACACUGUUCCACUCAGCACUAGGAGAGAAAGCAGUAUCCACAUCUUCAAAAUAAGGUGGCUGUCAACUGGCCUAAAUAAACCUGUUGCCAUAGAGACGAUUCCUAUUCAUAGCGACCCUACAGUAUAGGGUAGAACUGCCCCAUAGGGUUUCCAAGGCUGUAAAUCCUUAUGGAAGCAGACUGCCACAUCUUUCUCCCAUGGAGCGGCUGGUGGGUUUAAACCACCGACCUUUUGGUUAGCAGCCAAGUGCUUUAAGCCUUGUGCCACCAGAGCUCCUUACUGGCCGAAAUAGACCUACACAAACCAGUAUUUCUGUUCAGGCUCUUCCAAUAUUUCCCCUACAUAUAUCUAUGCCUUUUGCUGGAAAAUAUUGCUUAUGCGCUCUUACUGUAUAUAAAUGACUCUCUUGACUAGUCUAAUGGAACUCUGGUGGUGCAGUGGUUAAGAGCUACGACUGCUAACCAAAAGGUGGGCAGUUCAAAUCCACCAGGCGCUUUUUGGAAACCCUGUUCUGUCCUAUAGGGUUGCCAGGAGUUGGAAUUGACAACGGAUUUGGAUUGGUUUUGACUAAUCUUAUAGUUUAAAGAAGGCUUUGAGGCCAGUAUAGUCAUCGUUUACCUUAUUUAUUUAUGUUCCUUUUUUUUAUGAUGCAAUUAUAUUUUUUCAUUUGUAACGUGUACAGAAAUGUCAAUGACAGUGAUGACUGAUACGUAGACAGUGUCUUUCAUAUAGAUUUACUUUAAAAAAAUAAUCCACAAAACCUUAAAGUCACUUUUUGUUCUUGUAACAACCUUAAUUAAAAUAUUUCACCAUCAGAUUAUUUUGUGUGUGUGUGUAUGUGUUAGCUCAGUGAAAUGAUAAAUUACCUUAUGAGCUUACUCAAAAUGUAACUUCCGGUAUCACUCUAAGCCUCUUAAGCAAAAUCUCUGUAGCGAGGGCCUGGAAUCUGUAUUUGUAAUCAGCUUUUAGGCAUUCUGAUGGACAUUAAACUUUGCGAAUCACUGGUCUAAAUCAAAAAAAGAAAUCUUUCUGCAAUAUGACAAUAUACCAGUAGGAAAUGCUGAGCUACAGAACUUCAUGCUUAACAAUACCACAUGAACUAUAGCUUUGACUAUAAACAUUCAUCUCCAAUGUUCACAACUAAGUAAGUUUAUAUUUAAAACCUUUUCAAUACUCCAUGCCAUCUUAACAACGCUGCUUUAAGAAGCUCUUAUUCAGAAACUUUGGAAUUUGUAUGUAAGUCUAAGUAGAAGAACCAAGAUUAAAAAAGAAAACUUAUUAUGGAUAAUUCCAAAUAUACACCAAAGUAUUUAUAAUAGUUUGAAGAAUCUCUUUGUACCAUCGUCCAGUCCAACUGCUGUUAACCCAUGCUUGAUUUA
Messenger RNA from Loxodonta africana (African savanna elephant), 5951 nucleotides. RefSeq names its product oncostatin M receptor (gene OSMR). The record is from RefSeq and is a predicted model, not a curated record. The transcript has 18 exons. Gene Ontology annotation, cellular component: external side of plasma membrane; membrane; signaling receptor complex. The coding region runs from base 85 to 3012 and encodes 975 amino acids. Gene Ontology annotation, biological process: positive regulation of cell population proliferation; cytokine-mediated signaling pathway. Gene Ontology annotation, molecular function: cytokine binding; ciliary neurotrophic factor receptor binding; oncostatin-M receptor activity. NCBI's taxonomy places the organism in Eukaryota, Metazoa, Chordata, Mammalia, Proboscidea, Elephantidae.